AUGGCAGAUCUAGAGAUUGCCAAUCGUAAAUAUGAGGAAGCUGUGAAUAUGGUACCAAAAGAUCAUCCAGACCGGACACAUCUGCUUCAAAGCUUGGGGACCGAAUAUUACGCUACGUAUCAAGAGACCGGAGCGAUAGCGGAUCUAGAGGUCUCUAUACAACUAUUUCAAGAAGUUCUUGCCAUGUUACCGAAAGAUCAUCCUGGCCGGGCGCUUGGGCUCCAAAAGCUUGGAGUCAGCUAUCAAGACAAAUUUCGAGAAUUUGGAGUGAUGGCUGAUCUAGAUGUUUCCAUCGAACAACACCAUGCGGCUCUCAAAAUCACACCGAAAGAUCAUCCAGACCAAACACGUCGACUUCAAAAUCUCGGAGCUGCGUACUACGACCGGUAUCGAAGAACAAGAGACCUGGAGGAUCUAGAAAUGGCCAUUCAACGGCUACAAGAAGCCGUUAGUAUAAUACCAAAAGGUCAUCCAAAUCGAGCAAGUCAGAUUCAAGCUAUCGGAAUCGGAUACCAAGAGAAGUUUCGCAAGUUGGGAGUGAUGACAGAUCUAGAGAUGGCCAUCCAACAAUAUCAAGAAGCUGUGAAUAUAACGCCACAAGGCCAUCCAAACCAAGCCAGUCAGCUUCUGAAUCUCGGACUUGGAGAACAAGAGCGAUAUCAGAGAACAAGAGCGAUAUCAGAUCUAAACAUAGCGAUUCAACAAUACGAAGAAUCUCUUAGUAUGACACCCGGAGAUUUCCGAGACAAACCACGUCGACUCCAAAAUAUCGGGGCCGCGUACCACGAUCGGUAUCGAGAAACAGGAGAAAUAGCAGAUCUAGAGAGAGCGAUCCAGCGGCUCCAAGAAGCUGUUGAUACGACGCCAAAAGAAGAUCACCCAGACCGGGCAAAUCACCUUUUAAGUCUUGGAGCUGGGUAUCAUGAAAGAUAUGAGAAGACAAAAGUAACGGCGGAUCGAGAGAUGGCCAUUCAUCAAUACCAAGCAGCCAUCGGCCAUCCUUCGUCUUCUGCUUAUGAUAGAAUACGACCAAGUAGCUAUUUGAUUACAAUGCAUGCUGAAGCUGAGGACUGGUCGUCAGCUUAUGAAGCAGCUUCUACAGCCAUGUCAUUGAUCCCUCUUCUUACUCCUCACUCUCUUGCAAAUUCAGAUAAACAACACUUGAUUAUUGAAGUUGCAGGGUUAAUUUCUAAUACGGCGGCAGCUGCUCUUAUGGCAGGAAAGUCAACCUACGAGGCCAUACGACUCCUUGAACUUGGCCGCGGAGUCAUUAUAGGCUCUUCGAUUGAGUUGCGCGCCGAUAUCUCUAACCUUCAGCUGAAUCAUCCUCAGCUGGCAGAGGAAUUCAUCAGGUUUCGGGAUCAACUCGAUGUCCCCAUCCGGCAGGUCUAUCAAUCAAGUAUGCCAACAUUGAUGGCACGUCAAAUCGAUCAACGUUAUGAUGCGGCCCGGGCGCUGGAGCGGACAAUUCGAACUAUCCAGAAUCUGCCCGGUCUUGACCGUUUUCUCAUGGCUCCCUCCGAGGAUGAAAUGAAAGCUGCCGCCGUUCAUGGACCCAUCGUCAUCAUUACUGUGCGAGAUUACCGAUGUGAUGCGUUGAUUAUCAAGAAGGAUGAACUCAUAACUUUACGACUCCUUCAGCUAGACCUCGAGGAUAUUCAAGCUUACACCGCAAAUUUGGCAAACCCAGACUCAUUACUGUUAGAAUGGCUAUGGGACACGAUCGCAAAGCCCGUUCUUGAUUCACUAGGAUAUACCCAGAAACCUGAUGAUUGUUGGCCCCGGAUUUGGUGGAUACCUACGGGGCCUCUUUCCAGGUUGCCUAUUCAUGCAGCGGGAUAUCAUUCCCGCAAAUCUGCCGAUACUGUUCUAGAUCGGGUCAUUUCAUCCCACAGCUCAUCUGUCAAGACUCUCAUCCGAAGCCGUCAAAGAUGGACCGAGGAAAGAGUAGCUCGAGAAUCAGGAAAAGCUGUGCUAGUCGGUAUGAGAGAGACACCAGGCCAAACGGAUCUGCCAUUUGUACCACAGGAAAUUGAUGAGCUGGAGCAUCUAUACAAGUCUAUGCAGCUCCAAGUUAUAGUUCCUUCUCCCAACCAAAAACAGGUUAUCUCCGCCUUGAAUGAUUGCGACAUAUUUCAUUUCGCGGGACAUGGAUGGACCAACCCAUUGGAUCCAUCAAGAAGUGCUUUGCUUCUUAGUGGCGAGAACCUCACUGUGGCUGAUCUCUUCGAGACGAAUUUGCAUAGUCGUACGCCAUUCCUUGCGUAUCUUUCAGCCUGCGCUACGGGGCAAGUCAAGCACGGUGGGCUCAUCGACGAGGCGCUUCAUCUCAUUGCUGCGUACCAGCAUGCUGGCUUCCGGCAUGUUAUUGGCACCCUUUGGGAGGUAAACGAUCAGUCGUGUGUAGAGGCGGCAACCACUACGUACGAGUGGAUCAAAAACAAAAAUAUGAGUAACGCAUCCGUGAGCGAAGGCCUUCACCGUGCAAUCACAAAACUUCGUGCGUCAUGGAUUUCGGAGAACGCGGCUAGAUGAGCCAAGCGCUUGACGAUCCUAUCAAAUCGGGAUGCUUCAAUGGCGACAAUGCCGGCUCGUUUGUACCCAGAUGUAGUGAGGGACUCGAGAACUGCGGAAUUAUAUGAGGACCUGCCAUUGUACUGGGUUCCAUAUGUCCAUUACGGAAUCUAAGGCUGCGGACCAUGAGAGACCAUGUGCAAACUCAAUCAUUGCAAGCCCUACAAGGGACAGUAUCGCAUAUCUUUUAUUGAUAGAAACGACCUCGACUCACCCCGCCAUGACCACCGUUGGCAUCUUCAGAUCAAUGGCCAUGUUAGAUCGGACAGGUAUCGAAAGCCAUGGACUGAUCCUUGGCAUCAUAGAAAGUGAUGCGGCGUUCGCUUUUAAGUAAUCAUACUCGCUGACCCUCUCAGCACUCAGCAGAAGGAGCGUUUGAUGGGUUCUCAAAAGACUUAACCUUCGACCAAGUGAUAAAA
Molecule: messenger RNA, 2993 nt
Organism: Truncatella angustata
Lineage: Eukaryota; Fungi; Ascomycota; Sordariomycetes; Amphisphaeriales; Sporocadaceae
Product: CHAT domain-containing protein
Exons: 3
Coding region: 1-2535 (844 amino acids)
Molecular function (GO): protein binding
Source: RefSeq, a predicted model, not a curated record